Molecule: messenger RNA, 1188 nt
Organism: Prunus armeniaca (apricot)
Lineage: Eukaryota; Viridiplantae; Streptophyta; Magnoliopsida; Rosales; Rosaceae
Source: the annotation of a GenBank genome assembly
AUGGCAAAGGGUAAUGAAAACAUUGCUACUUUCUUCACAACGGCUAGUAGUGUUGUUAACAUUAUUGGAGCAUCGUGUAAGCGUCGUGAUGCACUUAGAGAGCAACAACAAAAAGAUAUUAUGAAAGCUCUUGAAAUUGAUGAUCUUGAAACAGGGCAAGGGUUAAAUCAAGAGACUACUCUCAAACGUCCUUGUGAUACACGUUGGAACUCACAUUAUGAUACUUUACUGAGUAUUAAUACUAUGUUUCAUCCCGUGGUGAAGGUGCUUGAAUGGAUUGUUGAUGAUGUCAACCAAGGUAAUUUAGGUGAAGCAAAUAGGUUAUUGAAAGAAAUACAAACUUUUGACAUUGUGUUUCACCUAUAUUUGAUGAGAUUUAUAUUGGGAAUCACAAAUGAUUUGUCAAAGGCAUUACAAAAGAAAGAUCAAGAUAUUGUGAAUGCAAUGAUGUUGGUGCAAAGAUGUAAGCAAAAGCUACAAUCCAUGAGGGAUGAUGACUUUGAUGAUCUGCUUGGCAAAGUAUCAAUAUUUUGUGGCAACAAUGAUAUUGAUGUUCCUAACAUGGAUGAUUUAUUUGUACCACAAGGGAGAUCACGUCGUAAAGCUCAGAAAAUCACAAACCGCCAUUAUUAUCAUGUGGACCUAUUUCUUACUAUCAUUGAUAAGAAACUAGUGGAAUUGAAUAAUCGCUUCACUGAGGUAAAUACUGAAUUGCUUCUUUGUAUGGCAUGUUUGAGUCCAGCUUAUAAUUUUGCAGCUUUUGACAAACAACAAAUACUUCGUUUUGCUCAAUUUUACCCUCAAGAAUUUAAUGACCGAGACCUCAUGAAGCUUGAAGAUCAACUUGGGCUUUAUAUUGUUGAUAUGCAGAGCAGCACUGAGUUUUCAUCAUUGAAAGGAAUUACUGAUCUGGCAGAAAAAUUGGUGAAUACAGGAAGGAGUAGAAUAUACAACUAUGUAUAUUUACUUCUUACAUUGGCUUUAGUUUUACCCGUUGCAACAGCUUCAGUUGAGAGAGCUUUUUCAGCUAUGAAUAUUGUGAAAACACCAUUGCGUAACAAAAUAGGGAAUCAAUGGUUGAGUGAUAGCUUGGUUGUUUACAUUGAGAAAGAUGUUUUUUCUUGUAUUAGUAAUAUAAAUAUAAUGCGACGUUUUCAAGAUAUGAAAUCUCGUCGGCAACAAUUGUAG